UUUGACUACAUACGUUUCGAACAGCGUGCCUUCUCGUCCGUCUUUCGGUGUAACUACUUUGAUUUGUACUCCAAGUGAAUUAACAUGAAGUUCAUCAUCUGUUUGAGCGUUUUAGUGAACAUUUUGGUGUUGAUUAACAACUCAGAUUCACGACCUCCGCCACCACAUCCACCAAAUCCUCCACCACCACCUCCACCACAUCCACCACAUCCUUCACCAUCUCCACCUCCACCACCUCCACCGCCACCUACACCAUCUACAACAACAACAACAGCAUCUCCAUCAAGCACUACCAACGCACCUACAACAGCAUCUUCGCCAUCUUCAACAGCAUCUCCGCAAAAUACUUCCAUCACACCUACAUCACCAUCUCCUACACCGGGUGUACCAUCUUCGCCAUCAUCAGAACCGUCGUCUUCAUCGAGCACCAUGAUACCUCCAACAGAUGUAUCAUCAACAGAUGCGCCAUCAUCUCCAUCAAGCCUGAAAAAUAACCAAUACCUACGCCUGGAGAACGAAAUAUGGUAAAAAUAUAGCAAGUCCACUAUUUUCAACUUCUAAUUGAGAAAACGCAUUUUUUUAGUUAGAAACAUUUAUAAUGUGUAAACAUGACAAAACCAUGAUAAAUUUGCUUUAAUCAAAAUAUCUACUUAAUAAUAUUACCACAAUAACAAUAUGCGUUAUUAAAGUUCUUAUUUUGACCUCUACAUUUUAAUUUUACAUCUAUGAUGAUUUAUAACAAAUCACAAGACUUUAUUAUAAUUGUGCAUUCAAGAAAUUACAUAUGUCAAUGAAACUCAAAAUUCAUAA
Messenger RNA from Adelges cooleyi (spruce gall adelgid), 810 nucleotides. RefSeq lists its product as uncharacterized. The record is from RefSeq and is a predicted model, not a curated record. The coding region runs from base 85 to 528 and encodes 147 amino acids. The transcript has 2 exons. Lineage: Eukaryota; Metazoa; Arthropoda; Insecta; Hemiptera; Adelgidae.